Messenger RNA from Ahaetulla prasina, 2592 nucleotides. RefSeq names its product vomeronasal type-2 receptor 26-like. The annotation marks the transcript as partial. Lineage: Eukaryota; Metazoa; Chordata; Lepidosauria; Squamata; Colubridae. The transcript is spliced from 8 exons. Gene Ontology annotation, molecular function: G protein-coupled receptor activity. Gene Ontology annotation, cellular component: membrane. Gene Ontology annotation, biological process: G protein-coupled receptor signaling pathway. The record is from RefSeq and is a predicted model, not a curated record.
AUGCUUCUCUCCAGCUACCCUUCCUUACAUAGAAGAAGUUCAGGGUCCCAAGAGCAGAAGUUCCUUCUCACCACAAUUAUCACCAUCCCUGUCUCUGAGACCUCUUUUCCUACUUCUCCAGUGACUGCCUUUGAUGUAAACAUCAGACUGAAAAACAGGAAGGAGAUUGAUUCAGUCCCAUCAAUUAUGGAACUUCUGCUACUGUUUCUGCUGCUGCUGAUAUCUGAGCCGGUUUCUGGGAAGCUUAGAAUGAAGUGCCCACUGAAUUUGGAUAACAAGGAUGGAGGAAAGCCAUGGAGCUAUUAUAGCCCAGGAGAUCUUCCCAUUAGUUUUCUCAUCUCUCCAUCAACAAUAGAACAUGAACCAUUAUCUUUCAACAUGGUUCCUUCUAGUCAGAUUCGGCUUUUACCUCAUCGAAAGGAAAGAAUAAUACAAAUGAUUUUCAAUAUUGAAGUUUUUAAUAAAAAUGACCAGCACCUGCACAAUCUCACACUUGGCUACAACAUUCAUGACAACUAUGGUAACACCCUCGGCACUUCAGAAGCCUUGCUGGAUAUGCUCUCUACUGGAGAAGCCAAUGUUCCCAACUACAGCUGUGGAAAGAAGGACAACCUUUUAGCCCUUGUGGAUGGAGCUGACCAGGACAUCUCCAGCCAGAUAUCAACAUUAGCUGACACCUACAAAGUCCCACAGAUGAGUGAUAGAAUCGCUUCAGAGGCUCUGAGUGAUAAAAGCCAAUCCCCAUUUUUCCAUCCAAUGCUCCCCACAGAAGGGUUCCACUAUCCAGGGAUUGUCCAGCUGCUCCUCCAUUUUGAAUGGACCCUGAUUGGCCUUUUUACUUCAGACACAGAGAAGGGAGAGAAUUUCAUGAGGAAAUUUGCUCCUAUGCUUCUCAGGAUUGGGAUUUGUGUUGUUCUAUCACAACAAUUCUCAAUGACUGGAGAUGCAACUUUCCUCAGGGAUGACCUCUCUAAGUGGAGACAAGUCAAUGUCUUUGUUCACUUCAUAGAAUAUGCUUCUCUUUGGAAGAGAAUUCUUCCUUUCCAUGUAACACUUGAAUUUUUGCCAGGACCCAUCGAAGGGAAAGUCUGGAUCGUGACAAUGCUUGGAGCAUAUGUAAUGAAGAAGAACAUCCUUCUCAAGUACGUCCAUAGUGUUUGGACCCUUUAUUCUCAGUGGAAAAAAAACUGGCGCAAAGACGAUGCCUUUAAAUAUUCCUUCUUUGUGGGACGUGAAUUUGAAGCCAAUUAUUUCCACUGUUCUGUUUCAAAACAUAGCUUUUCUGUCAAAGGCUGGAGAAGAUGCACCCAGAAAGCACCAGUGGAGAUCCAAGAGAAAGAGAAUGGGAUGCGGAUCACAAAUGACGGUGUUACUUAUAGCAUCAUAAAGAUUCUGGCUCAUGCUAUAAAUGCUGCCUCCAAACCCCAGAGGAGAAGGAAGGAGGGAGAAGAGAGGUGGGGGGCUCCAAGGCUGCAGCCGUGGAAGUUCCAUCCAUUUCUAAAGAAGAAAGAAUUGUACAAUCUUUCCCUGGUGAAAGUGUACUUGGAUCAAAAUGGAGUCCUAACAGCUGAUCUGUGGAUUGCUAAAGAAAAAAGGGAGAAUCUAAACGAAGCAUCUGCCUGCAACUGUAUCUCCUGCAACCAUUUGGAAGUAGUCAGAGAUUUCAUAUUUGCCUACGUGAAGCCCAGAGACUAUUUGGCUAAUAUUCAUGUCUACCUCCAUCUUAUACAGAUGUCUCUCCCUCAGUCCAAAUGUGUGGAAAAAUGUCAGCUGGGAUUUGUCAAGAAGGCUCGAAAAGGAGAGCCAGUUUGCUGCUAUGACUGUGUUCCUUGUCCAGAGGGGACCAUCUCCGCUCAGGAAGAUACUGAAAAAUGCAUCAGAUGCCCAGAUGAUCAAUAUCCAACCAUGAAUCGAGUCAGAUGUAACCCCAAAAGAAUAACCUUCCUGUCCUAUGACGAACAUCUGGGCAUCAUCCUUGUGUCCUUUGCUCUACUCUUGUUCCUAACCACAGGAUUUAUUUUAAUCAUAUUCAUUAAAUACCUAGAAACUCCCAUUGUCAAAGCCAACAACCGGGACCUCUCCUUCAUCCUUCUGGUCUCCCUCCUCCUUUGCUUUCUGUCCUCAUUUCUCUUCAUUGGUCAACCAAGGAAAGCUACCUGUCUUCUCCAACAGACGGUGUUCAGCAUUGUCUUCUCAGUAGCUGUGUCUUCUGUGUUGGCCAAAACAAUCACAGUAGUGCUGGCCUUCCUGGCAUCAAAACCAGGAAACAGGAUGAGAAGAUGGUUGGGGAAGAGCUUGGCCAAUUCCAUCAUUGUUUCUUGUUCUGGUGUACAAAUUUUCAUCUGUGUUAUAUGGCUGGGAGUUUCUCCCCCAUUCCUUAAUUCUGACAUGCACUCUCAACCUGAAGAGAUCAUCAUUCAGUGCAAUGAAGGCUCUGUUACCAUGUUUUAUGUUGUCCUCGGCUACACGGGUUUUCUAGCUGCCAUUUGCUUCAUGAUGGCUUUUCUGGCCAGGAACCUGCCUGGCGCCUUCAAUGAAGCCAAGCUGAUCACCUUCAGCAUGCUGGUUUUCUGCAGUGUCUGGGUCUCUUUC